AUGGGGGGCCCACAGAAUCUUGAUCAUCAGUCCAGUGACGUUCUCCGACUUGGAAACGGCGGUGGCGGAGGAGGAGCCGCCUCACGCUCUUCCUCUGAUCUCAUUGCUGCAAAUGCUUCAGGUUACUUCAUGCAAGACCAAAACCCUAGCUUUCAUGAUCAACAAGACCAUCAUCAUCAUCAACAUCAACAACAUCAACAACAAGGAUUUUUGGCUGCAAACAAUAACAUCAAGCCAUCGCCAAUGAAUUUUCAACAGAGUCUGAUGCAGUUUUCACAUGAUAACCAUAACUCUCCUUCCUCAAAUCUCUUCAAUCUCAGCUUCCUCUCCGGAAACAACGGAGUUGCUUCUGCGACAAGCAAUCCUAAUGCUGCUGCUGUUUCUUCGGGUAAUCUUAUGAUUUCGAAUCAGUUUGAUAGUGAAAAUGCUGUUGGGGGCGGAGGAGGAGAAGGAAGCACCGGUCUCUUCCCUAACAACCUGAUGAGCUCGGCGGAUAGAAUCAGCUCAGGAGCAGUGCCUUCACUCUUUAGCUCAUCAAUGCAAAAUCCCAAUUCAACACCUCACAUGUCUGCCACUGCUCUUCUUCAAAAAGCUGCUCAAAUGGGUUCAACGUCAAGCAACAACAACAACAACAACGGAAGCAACAAUAACAAUGCCUCAUCAAUUCUAAGAAGCUUUGGGAGUGGGAUGUACGGGGAAAACGAGAGUAAUCUUCAUGAUUUGAUGAAUUCUUUCUCUAACCCCGGCGCAACGGGAAACAACGUUAAUGGAGUAGAUUCUCCGUUUGGUUCGUACGGAGGAGUGAACAAGGGAUUAAACGCUGACAAACAAAGCAUGACUAGAGACUUUCUUGGAGUUGGACAAAUCGUAAGGAGCAUGAGUGGAAGCGGCGGGUUUCAACAGCAGCAGCCGCAACAACAACAACAUGGGAACAGCAGAGAAAGAGUUGGCUCUUCGUCGGAUUCCGCCGAUAGAAACAGCAUGAAUGCGAAUCCUGGUGGUGCUCCGGCAAGUUCACCACCCUAUGGAAUCCAUCAUGCAAGUUUCUAA
This is a messenger RNA of Thlaspi arvense, 1050 nucleotides long. Lineage: Eukaryota; Viridiplantae; Streptophyta; Magnoliopsida; Brassicales; Brassicaceae. The record is from the annotation of a GenBank genome assembly.